Pelmatolapia mariae (spotted tilapia) is the source of this 1103-nucleotide messenger RNA. RefSeq names its product calcitonin gene-related peptide 2. Bases 151 to 546 code for a protein of 131 amino acids. Gene Ontology annotation, cellular component: extracellular region. Gene Ontology annotation, molecular function: hormone activity. The record is from RefSeq and is a predicted model, not a curated record. Lineage: Eukaryota; Metazoa; Chordata; Actinopteri; Cichliformes; Cichlidae. The transcript has 4 exons.
AUAUUUGGAGAGAGCUGAUGUCACAAGUGGUUUGAGCAGAGAGCCUAUAACUGUUGGAGUCGGCUUGUGUGACUGUCUGACAAACCUUGGAGAGCUCCAGUAGCAGACUGGGAUCUAGCCAAGACUACAGAAAGUAAUCACGCUUACAGCAUGUAUCACCUCAGGGUGCCUGUGCUUCUUCUCAUGCUGCUUGUGCUGCUGCACUGCAUCACUGCUGCCCCAAGCUAUAGGUACUUCAGUCCCAGCUCAUCCAGCGAGCAGGAAAGCGAUCUCCCAGAUAGCGAAGCCUGGUUGCUUCCCGGGCUAAUCUCCAACCCAUUUCUCAGCCUCGUGGGUACACGGCCACGAAGGGGGCUCACAGCUAUGAACAGUCACCAUAUAGAGAAGAGAAAGUGCAACACAGCCACCUGCGUCACCCAGAGGCUAGCAGACUUCCUGGUCCGUUCCAGUAACACUAUUGGUACUGUGUACGCACCAACCAAUGUGGGAUCUGCCACCUACGGCAAGAGAGACCUACUGGAGCCUUCAGGCUACGUGAAUCUCUAGUGGCAACUGAGGAAACUCCACAGCAUUUGCAGCAAUCCUCACAGCUCUGAUGAUAUAACCAAUCAUGUAACAAUGAUUGUGAGAAUGACAUAUAUAAUGAUGGCAAUGAUGGCAAUGAUCACAGACUUUUAUUGAUUACUUUCUUAACUUAAGAAACAGUGCCUUUGAUUUAAAACAUCACUGUAUAUUUUUUUCUGCCUUUUUGUGUGUUGUGGCUUCAUAUGUUGUUGCACAAUGGCAUGAUGGGAAUAAUAAUAAUAAAAAACAACCAAACGUUAAAGUAAUUCAUGGGAAAUAAAAUAAAGGAAAAAACAUGUAAAGCAAUAUAAAAUAAAUGUUAUUUGUUGUUUUGAUAAUAAAAUUGUAAAAAAAUAUAUUUAUAUUUUUUAAAACCUUUAUGCGUUUUAAGCCACAUUAUUGUAUUAGAGCUGCACGCAGGAGCUGUGAGCUGUUAGGAUCCAUCUGAUGAUUACAGAAAACGUUUUCUUUCAGGAGAUGUCCAUUAAAUCAAAUAAAAUUAUUUCACUUUGAUUAUGAGCAAACUCUGAAAGUUGCAU